AUUAGUAUACUACUUAAGUUAAGUGCGUGUUGCGUUUAUUUAAUUACUACUAGAAUUUGAAAAUGUCGCAGUUGGUGAAUAAAGCUAAGAAUUUUGUGUCUGAUAAAAUCGGUGAUGUGGCAAAGCCUGAGGCGAGUGUUAUGGACGUUGACUUCAAGCGCGUGACGAUGGAUAGUGCUGAGUACUUAGCAAAGGUUUCUGUUCAUAAUCCUUAUUCCACUCCGGUUCCUAUUUGUGAGAUCAAGUACUCUUUCAAAAGCGCCAAUAGGGAGAUAGCAUCAGGGACAAUACCAGAUCCAGGUUCUUUAAAGGCAAAGGACACAACAAUGGUGGAUGUACCUGUUAAGGUACCAUACAGCAUAUUGAUGAGCUUGGCAAAGGACAUUGGAGCUGAUUGGGAUAUUGACUAUCAUUUAGAUUUGGGUCUUGUUAUUGACCUUCCUGUCAUUGGCAACUUCACCAUUCCUCUUUCUCAAAAAGGAGAGGUCAAGCUACCUAGCCCUUUCUAAACAUGUGCUAGCUGCUCCUAGUUGAUGGAAAAUACUAAGAAAAAAUAAUUAUGUACCAUGUUUUUUUUUUAUAGUAACUAUGUACCAUGUUAUGUUUCAUUUUAUGUGAAUGAAGGAAAUGGUUUUAGAUUAUGGAACUAUUAAAAGUCUCAUGGAGAUACCUAAGAUAUAAGUAAUUGCAACUGUAUACCUAAGUAUAACUGCAUACCAUUCCUUCUACUUUUCAAUAU
Messenger RNA from Trifolium pratense (red clover), 739 nucleotides. RefSeq names its product desiccation protectant protein Lea14 homolog. The transcript is spliced from 2 exons. The record is from RefSeq and is a predicted model, not a curated record. Lineage: Eukaryota; Viridiplantae; Streptophyta; Magnoliopsida; Fabales; Fabaceae. Gene Ontology annotation, cellular component: cytosol. Gene Ontology annotation, biological process: response to desiccation. The coding region runs from base 63 to 509 and encodes 148 amino acids.